Molecule: messenger RNA, 1335 nt
Organism: Aspergillus pseudotamarii
Lineage: Eukaryota; Fungi; Ascomycota; Eurotiomycetes; Eurotiales; Aspergillaceae
Product: putative DNA repair protein rad9
Exons: 7
Coding region: 1-1335 (444 amino acids)
Biological process (GO): mitotic intra-S DNA damage checkpoint signaling; cellular response to ionizing radiation; DNA repair
Cellular component (GO): checkpoint clamp complex
Source: RefSeq, a predicted model, not a curated record
AUGGCCGCUUUAUCAUUUUCUCUCGCCCCCGAGGCGCUGUACCAGCUGCACGAUGCACUGACGUGCCUUGCCAAGUUCCAUGAGACAGUAGCCAUCGAGGCCGAGUUCGAUCUGCUUCGUCUGAGUGUGCUCAAUUCUACUAAAACAGCAUAUGCUGCCUUUGUCUUUGAAGCGGACACCUUCUUUGAGUCCUACUCCUUUGACAUGCCACGGGGUAGUAGAGCAUCUAGGACUGGCCGUCCCGAUAGAUUCUGCUGUCAACUGUACAUCAAGGCAUUGCUCUCUGUCUUUAAGGGGAGAACCAGAGAUAAGGAUACCGCAGUUGAACGCUGCGAAGUUGAGUUGCAUGAGCACCUGGAUCAAACCGAAUGCAGGCUGGCCAUUAAGAUGAUAUGUGGACUUGGGGUCAUCAAGUCCUAUAAGCUCACUUAUGAGCCAACUACGGUUAACCAUGCCGUCUUUGACAGGACGAAAACGACAAAUCAGUGGAGCAUAGAACCUAGAUUUCUAAGAGAGAUAACAGAUCAUUUCAGUCCCUCUGCAGAGCAGUUGGACAUUUACUCUGAAAAUGGCAAGGCCGUUUUCACUAGCUUUACUACGAAGAUCACAGAUGGAAAAGAGAUUCUCAAGAAGCCGGUCCAUACAUCAGUGGCUAUCGACAAAAAGGACUUUGAAUAUUUCCUAGCGGAAGACAAUCUCCACAUUGCAAUCACCUUAAAAGACUUCAAGGCAGUAAUAGCACAUGCUGAGUCUGUACAUUCAACACUCACAGCUCGAUACACACGCCCAACGCGGCCCUUGCAGCUUGCGUACGAUUUCGGGGGCGUGAAGACCGAAUUUACUCUGAUGACAACAGGAGACGCCGAUAGCGAUGUCCCAGAUUCAUCUCGUGCGCCAGAAUUAUCGGCAAGGCAGACGCCUGCUCCAGUCAGCGUCAGUCGAGCGAACGUUACUUCCAAUACGAACCAUAUGCCUCCACCCCGCGCCCGAUCUAUUCGUCCGCUCACCGGAACUCCUGGAGCUUCCGUUCGUGGCACAGAGACGAACACCCAAAGCCAGCGGCCGCCCCCUGCAUCCAUCCAGUUCGACAGCCUGUUCGUACCAGUAGAUGAUGACAGGCAAUGGGAUGUACCGAACGACGAAGAGGAAGAAGCCGAAGACAGACUUGGCUGGGAUGCAACUGGCGAUCAGCAGACAUUCGACGAGAGUCUCGCCCCCCGCUUGCGAGAUAAUGAGCCCAGCAUGCCUCACCAAGACACAAGCCAUGAUGAAGAUAUGGGUAUCCCCCCGACGCAACGUAUCUCACAGCUUCACGGUCUUGGUCUCUUCGACUGA